Molecule: messenger RNA, 2800 nt
Organism: Nothobranchius furzeri (turquoise killifish)
Lineage: Eukaryota; Metazoa; Chordata; Actinopteri; Cyprinodontiformes; Nothobranchiidae
Gene: gdpd2
Product: glycerophosphodiester phosphodiesterase domain containing 2
Biological process (GO): lipid metabolic process
Cellular component (GO): plasma membrane
Molecular function (GO): glycerophosphodiester phosphodiesterase activity
Source: RefSeq, a predicted model, not a curated record
CUGCGCUGUGUGCGUGGGCCCUCCCCCUCGGGCCAGCGCAGUCCGACGGCCCCAUUCAUGCAGAUCCAUUCAUAUUCAGCUCACGGAUGCAUCACAAGCUAAAGAAGGAUGGUAGAAAAGGAGGAGAGUGAGGAUGAAGGAGGCAAACGGAGAGAGGACCUGAAGAAGAGCGCGUCUCUGGAACUUCCGGUUGAAUAGGAACGAGCCCAAAUAAAGAAUAAUCUGGGUCUGCUUCACCCUCAACAAGAGAACUGGGUCUUGCUUGCUCCAAACAGAAUCUGCAUUUUGUUUAUUGGCCACAAAAAUCCGCCGGGAUGACCCAAAAAGAUGGCUUCUGCCGAGUUUGCAGCCGAGGCUUCUAUAGCUGCCACUGGAGGAAGCAAAGUGAGAGAACCAAAAAAUGGUCUUGUUGCUGGUUCCUUUUUGUCAGCCUGGUUGCUGCGUUCUCCCUCUGCUGGAUAUAUAUUUGUCUGGCUGUGUAUAACUCCCGAGAUAUGUUUAACUGGAAGCUGUUCACAGUACUGAACAUGUGGGUGAACUGGUUCAUGGUGGUGUUCAUCAUGUCUGGAGUCUUAACCAGCUACUGUGUGCUGCUGCUGCUCUUUGCACUGGUCCAACUUGCCUUGAGAGAAAAACUUGACCUACACGUUCUGCACAAGGUCUUCCUCUUUCUCAGCAUGGCAAUCUUCAUCGGUGGAGGGGUAGCAUUUACCUGCCGUUGGAAAGAAGAAUUGCCAACUGUACCACUUUUACUCCAGGCUACAGCUCCUUUCUUGCAGUUUGGUGCUGUUGGAGCCUUAACGCUGCUCAGCUGGAUUAUCUUUCAAUCUUUCAACGCAGCCAAAAAAGGUUCAAAGUUCCUGAUUGCUUUGAUAUUUCUAUUCGUGUCAGCUGCCAUCUUCCUGUGUCCCCUGCUUAUCAAGUCACCAUGUUUGAUAGCUGUGGAGGAGUUGCCUGAAAAACCCAAACUCAUCGGCCACAGAGGCGCACCAAUGAGUGCCCCAGAGAACACCUUGAUGUCAUUUAACAAGAGCAUCGAGUGUGGCGUGCUGGCAUUUGAAACAGACGUGCAAAUAAGUAAAGACAAGGCUGCCUUUUUGAUGCACGACCAUAAGCCUGGGUUUUUGGAAAGAACAACAAACGUUAAAGCAAAGUUUCCACACACAACUUUCAAUCAAAGUUCAGAUGUGACCCUAAAUUUUUUGCAGAGCCUGAAUGCAGGUGAAUGGUUCCUAAAGACAGAUCCUCAUCAGACAGUCUCCCAGUUGUCAGCGGAAGAUAAAAUGACAGCCAGAAAUCAGGUCAUACCCUCGCUGCUUCAGCUCCUUCAACUCGCCAAACAACACGAAAUCUCUGUGAUAUUUGACCUUUAUAGUUCUGGGGAAAACGAUACAGAGAUCACAGUAGACAUCAUCUUAGAUUCUGGUAUCAACCAAAGUUUGAUUUUGUGGCUUCCUCCACACCGAAGAGAAUAUGUCAAACGAAGAGCUCCCGGCUUCAUCCAGGUCUACAGUAAUGAAAGUGACCUAAUUAAUAACACCGGGCGCUACCUAAAUGUGGCUUACAAUGCCCUGAGUAGGGAUAAAAUCAGAGAACUUCGGAGACAGAACGUGUCGGUGAACCUGUGGGUGGUUAAUGAACAAUGGCUUUUCUCUCUGCUGUGGUGUGCAGGAGCCAGCUCCGUCACCACCAACUCCUGCCACCUUCUGAAGGACAUGGAACAUCCUGACUGGGUCAUGACACCUUCUACCUACAUGGCAAUAUGGAUCUCAUUGGAUGUCAUCUCUGUUUUGAUCAUGAUCUGUCUCUACGUCAUUCAGUUGAAACAUUCCAGUUCCAGACACGAGACACACAGUAGGAAAGAACAGAUUCCUUUCUUGCCUCGUAAAGUCUGACAGACCUGAAUCAUCCUUCCUGCACCACCACCGAACAUUGGAGCUGCAUCACAACAAGAAUUAAACUGCAACUACACCAUUUUUUAAAAUAAUAAACUGGAAACACUUUAGAGGUUUCUUCCUGUCUGGAACUUUACAUGUUUUUUGUAAGUAUUUGUAGCUGAACAUACAGUUUCUGAUCUGGUACCCUUUUUAUCUCACCUGUUUUCGUUCAGCACUUUAUUUCUGCUGGAGUUUGAGAUGUUCAGUUUCACCACUGCAGGUUAAUCCCCUCCCCUCUGUACUCUGAGCCAAAUGCACUAAAACAUCUUUACACCUUUAAACUCUUCCCUGUGUCUGCAUAAUGAAACCUGCAACUGCACUGUCUGAGGAACAAAAAGUUGUAUUUGAACAUACAUGAAACGUACAAUUUAAACGGGUAAUCAGAAAAUGUUUACUGGUAUUUCAUGUACAUUUAGUAUAUUUUUUAUUAAUGCACUAACCCAGUGUUGGAUGAUCUGGAAGCAUUGUUUUUAUUAACUUUGUUCAUUGUUAACUCUCAGGUAAAUGGUUUUGGAACUGUUAAUGGAAUUAUAUUGUCUGUGCACAAGCAUGACAUGAAAAAAACAACAAACAAGAAAUCAGUUGCUUUUACACUAAUUGUUUUUUGUAUGAAUGUGUGGUGUUUUUACAUCGACUAAACCAAGGGAACAAACACCUGAACCCAACAGUUGGAUUCACCUGUUUUAAAUAUCACUAAAGUGCAGAUUGAUACAACUGUAAGGGAAGAGGACAUAUCAUUGAUUCAAUAAGCAAUUAUUUCAAAUUGUGAUGAUGAAAAUGCAGUUGUGUACAUAUGUUGCUGUUUAAUACAGUGACAAUUCAAUUUUUGCAGUGUAAAAUAAAAAUUAUGCUUGUUUGUACUA